UUUGACAGGGGGCUUGAGGACAUUUUCCUGUCUUGACGUUGUUUCCGGCCGCCAACAGCGACAGCCCUUUUUCGCGGUAAAAUGAAAUAAUCACCGAUGGGAUUUAUUCUGUGAAAUGUUAUGCAUUCGCUAACGUAAAGCUAGCGUUAGCAUCACUAUUUUGCUGCUGAGACCAAACGACCAACUUGACUAGGUUCAACAAUCGACAACAAUGGCGCUCCCAACUGCAAUCAGUUUGAAAUCCCAGCUGGACCUCUUCUGCAUCCCCUGCGAUGAUGACUCCGUCCUAGAGAGGAUGGUUGAGCAGUGCAUUUGUCACAGGAUUCAGGAGGAUGGUUUUGAACAAGAAAAGUAAGUUCAAAUCGAGCCAGAAAAAAGAAGAAUCUUAUAACAGAACCAUGGACAUAAACACAUUGCAGGAUUUAAUAAAAGCUGAGGAGGAAGAGGAGAAUCUCCUCGACUCUUACUCUACUCCAGCAAAGGGUUCUCAGAAACGACCCUUAACCACUCCAGAACACCCGCAGUCCAAGAGGAGUGCUGCUUUGUUGGCCAGCCCCGGCCUGCUGCUGUCUCCUGCCAGCUUCUCUCCCAAUGCAACACCCUCACAGAAGUACAACCAGCGUGGAGCCAAAGGGGAGGUGGUGGUCACGUUUGGAGCCCCGCAGGGAACCCGUUGGUCGGGCAGGAAGACCCCGGCUGCGGGCGUCCAUGUGGACCUGCUAGAAGGGCCCGAAGACUCCCUUCGCUGCAGCUACAAAUUCAUGUUCCAGAGGUUACGAGAUGUGAGAAAUGUGUUGUCAGAGAAGAUUGAGGAUCUGGGGGAAACCAUCAGGUCUCACUUCCACAUUGAGGAGUUUUCCAGCGUGUCUCUGCCCGCACAGGACAGCAUAACGGUGUCGGGCCAGAUUUGCUGCGACAGUAACGGCAAACUGAACGCUCAGUCUGUUCUGUUGGAGGCGGGGCCGGAGCACGGGGGCCAGCAGGUUUCCGUGGACCUGUCAGAGCUUAAAGAGUACUCUCUGUUUCCCGGUCAGGUGGUAGUUAUGGAGGGAAUGAACACGACAGGAAGAAAACUUGUGGCGUCUAAAAUUUAUGAGGGAGUUCCGCUGCCAUUUUACUCCUCGGACAUCAAAACGGAGGCGGAUGAAGUCACAGAGCCGCUGAACGUUCUCGUGGCCUGUGGACCGUACACGCCUUCUGACAGCCUGACCUUUGACCCGCUCCUGGACCUCAUCAGUGUCAUCAUCAGAGAUCGCCCGGACGUCUGCCUGAUGCUGGGCCCGUUUGUGGAUUCCAGACAUGAACAAAUCGAGAAAGGCCAGGUGACCGAGACCUUCGAGGCCAUUUUCUCCAGAUGCAUUGAAAGCAUCGUGGAUGGAACGAGAAGCGUUGGAUGUCAUCUUGUGUUUGUGCCGUCCCAGAGAGACGUCCACCAUCCUGUCAUCUACCCGCAGCCCCCUUUCAUUCUGCCACACCUCAACAAGAGCCAGACCCAACGCAUCACUCUGGUAUCCGACCCAUGCACCCUCCUAAUCGAUGGCGUGACCUUCGGCCUGACCUCCACUGACAUCCUGUUCCACAUGGGAGCAGAAGAAAUCAGCAAUGGCAGCGGCUCUGACAGAUUCUCGCGCAUUUUGAAGCACAUGCUGGUCCAGAGGAGCUAUUACCCACUCUACCCUCCGGCGGAGGAGGUCAACAUGGAUUAUGAGAAGUCCCAGAGCUUCGCUCAGAUUCCGCUCACUCCAGAUGUCCUCAUCGUUCCUUCUGAGCUGCGAUAUUUCAUAAAGGACGUGCUCGGCUGUGUGUGUUUGAACCCAGGACGGCUCACCAAAGGUCAGGUGGGAGGAACUUAUGGGAGGUUGCUCCUUCAGCGCAGCGCCGCACCAGAAGGAGGACAGAGGAGGAGCCCAUGUGUGUCUGCUCAGGUGGUGAAAAUCUGAAAUCAGCUGGUUUGUCGCCCCGUCAUCUCCGACGGACUAAAAAAAACUUCAAAGGAAAUCUUCUGUACUAUUAAAAACAAUUGUUCAUUUUUAUUUUUCAAGAGGCCUGUUGGCAUUAUGUAUGGACGAUUAAAUACAGCAACAACAAUAAAUGUGUUUUCACAA
Molecule: messenger RNA, 2105 nt
Organism: Oryzias melastigma (Indian medaka)
Lineage: Eukaryota; Metazoa; Chordata; Actinopteri; Beloniformes; Adrianichthyidae
Gene: pola2
Product: polymerase (DNA directed), alpha 2
Biological process (GO): DNA replication; DNA replication initiation
Cellular component (GO): alpha DNA polymerase:primase complex
Molecular function (GO): DNA binding
Source: RefSeq, a predicted model, not a curated record